This is a messenger RNA of Gamsiella multidivaricata, 4225 nucleotides long. RefSeq lists its product as uncharacterized. Bases 170 to 4204 code for a protein of 1344 amino acids. The transcript has 14 exons. The record is from RefSeq and is a predicted model, not a curated record. Gene Ontology annotation, molecular function: ATP binding; protein serine/threonine kinase activity. Lineage: Eukaryota; Fungi; Mortierellomycota; Mortierellomycetes; Mortierellales; Mortierellaceae. Gene Ontology annotation, cellular component: cytoplasm; cytoskeleton. Gene Ontology annotation, biological process: actomyosin structure organization; peptidyl-threonine phosphorylation.
AGGGAACGGACGAGGAAGAAAUUGAGCACCUACUCAAAGGUCGUGCUGCGACCCAGAAAAUCAACUCAACACUCCUUCUGAGCGCAAAAACGUCACCUCACUUCAGGACGCCGUAGAGAGUCAUUUUGCAGCGCACAUACAGCUCUCGACAUUCGCUCACCAAUCCGCCAUGCUAAAGUCCUUUCCUGUGACACCCUUGGGUCAAAACUACACAGAGUUCCUAGAGUUCAGCGGCGAAAAAUCACUGGCAACAUUCCUUCAAGAGCGCCUUCAAAAAUACAAGGAAUGUGUCCUGGAACUUUCUCAGCAUCAACAGCAACAGCGGAACGGGCAGAUCGCUGCCGGCAAAGCAGAAGGAGACACCCAAGUUCAAGGAGGAAUCGACGCCCUAGUGGAUGGACUCAUUGCAAUUCACGACGAUACUAGGGCCGUGUUGCACACAGAGAACUGGGGCGCUCUGCCCGCCUUUUGGGAACGGUUUGAAAAGAUCGUAGCGACGCUGAAGUUGCUCAGAGUCAACAAGGAUGACUUUGAGACUAUCAAAGCUCUAACACGCGGCCAGUAUGGAAAGGUGUCAAUUGUCCGGAGUCGACUGGACGGUGGAAUAUAUGCUAUGAAGACUCUGAACAAGAUGUAUAUUCUCUCGCAGAAAGAUAAAAUUCUGUAUAUGGAAGAACGACAGGUGCUCGCCAUCACAUCCGAGUGGUUCCCGAAGCUGCACGCUGCAUUCCAGGAUGAAGUCAACCUGUACCUGGUGAUGGAGUAUGCGCCAGGAGGGGAUCUGUACAGCAUUCUGGAUAAAAAGCAGGACGAGAUCGAUAGGGUUCGAGGAGUAGCGGAGGGCAGUCAGGGCGGCAAUGGUGGUGAUGACGAAGGUGACGAGGACGAUGACGAAGACACGACGUUGUCUGAAGACGAGAUUCGAUUCUACAUUGCAGAGAUUGUCCUGGCAGUUGCGGAGUUGCACCGCAACAAUUAUAUCCACAGGGAUCUCAAACCCCAGAACAUUCUCCUGGAUGCAACAGGACACAUCGUGCUGGCAGAUUUCGGUGCCUGUGCAAGGCUCGACGCGGGAGGAGAGGUGCAUGGCCAGACAGUUCCCCUUGGAACAUGGGACUAUAUGUCUCCCGAAGUUGUAGAUGCUCAAUCUGGCGGCAAGCCCUAUGGUAAAGAAGUCGAUUGGUGGGCGGUUGGAGUGGUCAUGUAUGAGUUGCUGGUAGGAGAGCCGCCAUUCUUUGCUGAGAGCGCUAUGGGUAUCAUCCGUUUAUUGCGGGACCACGAGAAAAAUCUUUGUUUCGAUAAGGGGCCUAGCCUGAGUAGCGAGUGUAAGGACCUUAUCACUCGGCUGCUUGCCAGAAAAGAAAAUCGGUUAGGCAAGAACGGCGUCGAGGAAAUCAAGGCACACCCGUUCUUCAAAGGAAUCGAUUGGGACAAUAUUCGUAAAUCAACACCACCUUUCCUGCCUAUCAUCGAGGCCCCAGAUGACACCUCGAACUUUCGAUUUGACGACGAGCUGGACGGCAGCGACGAGACAUUGCAGGACAAGCAGUCGACUGUUGUGGAUUACAGAGGUGGUCAGUUACGUCGGUUUGAGGGAUACAACCUCGCAUUCAUAGGCUAUACAUAUCAGACAUUUGUCGAUUUUGGCAACUUGCGGUCUCCAGACGAAAGACCAGCGUCUGCUUCAAAGGAUAACGUCAGAGCGAAUAUGAGAAGAGAGCCAUCGUAUACAGGGUUAGACAAGGACGAUGUAGGGCGUUUGCGCAUGGAGCAGGAGAUAUUCCGGUUAACGAGCGAGUUGACCACUAAAGAAGAUCUACUAAGUGAACUCAACACAGUCCACCAGGCGCUAUUGACACAAUACGACGAACAGGUCGCGAGGGCAACAGCCGUGGAAUCAGAACUUUCAGCGAAACUGGUGGGUAUCGCAGCCGUUGCUGAGAGAGAGCGCGUGGAGGCAGAGGAGGCGACCUUGGACCUUAAGAACAGUCUUGGACUGCAACAAAAGAAAACUCUGCAGCUGGAGCAGGAAAACGAGACCUUGCGGGCGAAAUGUGGAGAGCUGGAAAAUGAGAUUGAGCGCCAGAGAGAGUCGAUACUGAAGCAGGAGAUCGAUGGCGGCAAGGUUUCACUGCUGAAGGCCGAGAACGAGGAGCUCAGGAAUCAAAAGGAGCACGAUAAACUGCGGGAGAACCAACUUCUUCUGGCAGAGAUGGAGCGAGGCAGUCGGUUACGGGAAGAGAACGAGACCUUGCGAUUACAAAUCCGCGAUUUGGAACGAAAGGAGGAACAGUCGAGCUUGGAAUACAGGAACUCGAUUUCUGAACUGAAAAAGAAUCUGCGAGGCGCUCAGGAGGACGUGACAUCUCAACUCCAGACGCGGAAGAGGCUUGAAGAGGAGCUCCAUCAACAAAACGAGGCCAGGGCAACCCUCCAGGAAUCGCUCAACAAGGCGCUUGAGAACCUCGACCAAAAAGACAACGAAGUGGUACAGCUGACCAAAGCUUGCGAAAUAGCUGCAGCAGCUAUGGAUCCAUCGUCGGUUGGGGCCAAUGGUGGCGGCAGCAUCAAGACCAUCUAUCCGUCCAUGUUGAAACGUGAGCGAGCGAGCAACAAGAUGCUCACCCAGCAGCUGGAAGAGCAGGGCGAGAAGAUUACCGAGUUAGAAAACAAGAUCAAGCAGCUGGAGCAGGAAAAGGGCCGCCAGGGUGCUCUUCGGAGUCCAGACAGGGUAUCAUCGCCAGUGCAUUCCCUAUGGACCCACGACGGUGCCUCGUUGGCGAGUCCGACAAAGGCGCUGAUGGAGAUCUGUGCACCGAAUGAUAUCUCUGGAUGGAUUCGUGUGUCGUGGCCGUCCGCAGAAAAGAAAGCCCCCAAGCAGAGCUGGAAGAAACAAUUUAUCGUGCUGAGAGACCUCAAGAUAUUUGCGCUCGAGAGGGAGGGCGAUCCAAGCUCAGCACCGAACAGCAAAUUGUUAGCCGAUUUGAGAUCUGACUUUUUCUGCGUCCGAACCGUCAAUCGGUCUGAGCUAAUCCACGCAAGCGCCAAAGAGCUGGAAUGCAUUUUCCAGCUGAGAAGUUCAAAUGUCGGCACCACUUCAACGACCUCGACUUUUUCGACAGCAACAACGGAUACCGCUGUAUCGCUCGCUGCCUCGACGCAUUCGUCGGUCCAUAUAACACCAACAGCAGGUCUGAGUCGUUCGGAAAUUCAAAACAAAAUCGACGUGUUAAAGGCAGAAAUACAGAAGGAGGAGCAGAUCAAGCGCGGCGCUGAAUCGAUGCAGGCUGCCUGGAUGAGCUCCAAGGGUACAAGUGACGCCUACCUGAAGUCCAGGGAGAAUGUAGACAUAUGCAUCAAACUGAUCAAGGAAAAGACUGCAGAAAUGGAGCGCCUAACAUCUUUGCUGAACACUGCCGAGGUCAAGCCGGAAACUUCACAGGAUUUGUUCUCAGCAGAACGAAACUAUAGGGUCAAGGAGCUGGAGAAACUGAUCACGAUUGAGCGUCGUCAUCUGGAGGCUGCGGAAAAGAUGGCAGCACCACUCAUGAACUCUGCCAAUAAUGCUGCCCGUCGGAACUGGAAGUCAGCGGUCGAGGUGCAGAUGGACAGUUCGAGACAGCGGCUGGCGUCCCUCAACGCGGAACUGGAAAAGGUCAAUUCUGGCUCCAAGAACUCGUCGCCUCUUCAGUCAUUACAGGGAGUGUGGACUCAACAGCGCGAGAUUUAUGGACAUACCUUCCAUCUCAAACACUAUGCGACCCCCAAAUCGUGCCAUCAAUGUCAUGAUGUCCUUUGGGGAUCUCAAAAGUCUGGUUACGAGUGCUCAGCCUGCAAAUACGUCGCGCACAGACAGUGCCUAGACGUGCUGACGAUCUCCUGUCAAGAGCAACAAGGUCUCCGGCACAGCAUCCCCGUCUAUUUGUUGGCACACGAUAAGCACGAGCAGAGGCGAUGGAUCCGGACGAUUGAGCUGCACCGUAAGAGGGCCGAGGCAUCGAUGAGCAGCAACAGCAGCAGCAACAGUAACAGCAGCAGCCAACUUUCCCCUACUGGUGCUAGUAAUACCAUUCCUGACAAUUCAACGACGGCAGCAACGACAACGACAAUAACAACGACGACAACGACAACGACGCAUAUUGCUGACAAGCCAGGGUUAUCGCCGACAGGAGUGGCAUUUCCAGUAACAACGACUAGUGCCUGAGAUCGUUUACUUUUUUUCUUU